UCUUGAUUCCAUCCCUCUCUGCAGUCCCAGCUCCUCAGUCAUGCUGCGUCCGACGGUCCUCGGCCUCCUCCUCGCAUGUGCUGUGUCACUCAGCAGCUCUGCUGUAAUCCUGGAAAAUGGCAUACCUAUCCUGUGGGCACAAACAGCCGGCCAAGUGACAGACCUGCCCAUCCAGAAUGGCAUUCUGACUCCUGAUCCCUGGCACUUCCUUAACCGCAUGAGUCUUUACCGGCUGAUGAUAGCUGCUACAGACCCAUUCAUGGGAUCCAUGGGAACAGGCGCUUCAGAGAGUCCUCUAUGGGGACUGCCAUUGCAGCUUGGAUGGAUGUUUACCUCAGGCCGUCUGGCUGACCCAACCGGUACUACAACCUGCGGCCAUCAAACAGGAGAUACUACGUGUAUUUCUACUCAGAGUUGGUGGGGCUGUGUGAACUAUUUUGCCUCUGCAAUUCCCUUCCUGUCUGCUGCACAGCAAGGCUUCAUGGGACCAGAAGUUCAGGUCCAGAUGCAAGUGCCUGCAGGUGUAGAGGACUAUUGCACCACCUAUGCUGACUGUGCAACUCGCUACCCUGAUGUUAUGUCCAAGUGGGAUGCCUUUUUCCAGGGUCUCAAGGCUUCAACUGACUCUCCUCUGCCUGACAAUGAGAAGAAAGACUCUCUCCUUGGUCUCUACUGGGCGGCCCAAAUGGCUUCAGGUCAAGCCUCUGCAGCAUGCAACACCAGGCAGAGUCACUACUCUUCUUCAGAGGUGUCAUUUGCUAACAGCUGGCUGAACUCAGCGGAGUAUGUAUCAGCGGCACACUUCCAGUCCAGUUUGGAAAAAUCUGUGAUGUUCCUCACCCCACUGCCAGGUCGAAUUUUACAGGAGGGUGACAGUGCACCUAACAUAGCUGAUCUGAGUCAGGAGGAGAACCACACACUGUAUAUCUUCACCUGGAUGAAAAACAUCAAUAGCCUGCUUGGGGGCUCGCUGGUGCGCCUGUGGAGAAGUGCCAUGUGCUCAGUGACCACAAGAGAGAAAGGCAGAGAGAUGUUGGAGCAGCUCCUACUGAAUCCCAGCUUCGCCACAAACUCUUUCCUGUCCAUUGUCACUGGAAUGACUACCAGCUGCUGAGUCAGACACCCAAACACACAACAACUCCAGUUAUAUAAUAGUAUUCAUGUUUUCAUCUGACAGUUAAAGAUAUUAAAUAAAAUUAAUCUGGCUUUCUUUUAUAGUAAAUAAUGCAGGUUUACUAUUGUAAAACUCUGAGACAAGACACUGUUAAUACAAAGACAUAAACCUCUGUAUGUAUUGCAUGUUCUUGUUAUGCCCUUGUGAAUAUGCUUCCC
Molecule: messenger RNA, 1332 nt
Organism: Seriola dumerili (greater amberjack)
Lineage: Eukaryota; Metazoa; Chordata; Actinopteri; Carangiformes; Carangidae
Gene: cunh6orf58
Product: chromosome unknown C6orf58 homolog
Exons: 8
Coding region: 41-1114 (357 amino acids)
Source: RefSeq, a predicted model, not a curated record